Molecule: messenger RNA, 1829 nt
Organism: Panicum virgatum (switchgrass)
Lineage: Eukaryota; Viridiplantae; Streptophyta; Magnoliopsida; Poales; Poaceae
Product: receptor kinase-like protein Xa21
Exons: 4
Coding region: 162-1730 (522 amino acids)
Molecular function (GO): protein binding
Source: RefSeq, a predicted model, not a curated record
AUCCCCCUCCUCCGGGCCUCCCGGCGGAGCUCGCCCAUCGCCGCCUUCCUUGCCGUGGAAGACCCCCGCUGCCGCCUCGUCCCGCAGGAGCCCCUCGCCGGCCACAAACAUGGAGCAGAUAUUUUGGCCACAAGUUGCCUUUAUUUAGCGAUUUGCACACCAUGAGAAGGCAGUACUGCAGCGGGCAAGUGUUGAAGACCACAAUACCCACACCCAUCUUGCUGAAGAAUGAAGGCCAAGAUGGCAUGUUACCCAUGUACUACAUGGCAGGACAGGCACUGUCCUCUUGGGACGCUUCUGACAACGGCACCAACAGGCCGUCGUCCGAUUUCUGCCAAUGGAAUGGCAUCGCCUGCAAUGAUCGCCGGCACCCAGGUCGUGUCACGGCCAUACGUUUGCGGGGUUCAGACCUAGGUGGCACCAUCUCCCCACAUUUAGGUAACCUCACUCACCUUCAAGAUCUUGAUCUGUCACAAAACAAUCUGGUAGGUGAGAUUCCAGUCAGCCUGGGCCGUUGCAUAGAGCUUCGCACCAUGAACUUGAGUGUGAAUCAACUGUCUGGUUCAUUGUUCCCCGAUGCUCUUGGUCAUCUAUCGAAGUUAAAGGUAUUCAAUGUUCGCCACAACAAUCUUACGGGUGUUAUUCCCAUUACUCUGUCCAACCUUACAGCCCUCACGAAUCUUAGCGUCGAGAGCAACUACCUGCAGGGUCAAAUACCAAGCUGGCUCUGCAACCUGACAUCGUUGGCGGCCAUAGAUCUUGCGCUUAGCGGAUUAAAUGGCCAAAUUCCUGCAGAACUGGGGAGAUUAACUAAAGUGGCUUUCUUAAUGAUCCAGAGUAACCAGUUGGAGGGUCCUGUUCCUCCAUCCAUCUUCAAUAUGUCAUCCAUGGAACACUUGGAUCUUUCUUUUAACCAGCUUUCGGGCUCCCUGGCACAUGAUAUUGGCUUUCAGCUUCCUAAUCUCAAGUUUUUCGGCACAACGGGGAACCAGUUCGAAGGUUUAAUCCCAGCCUCCUUUUCAAAUGUGUCUGCACUUGAAUAUUUUCUUCUACGUGGAAAUCAAUUCCAUGGUCUGAUUCCAAGGGAUAUUGGCAGUCACGGUAAUCUGAAGUACUUUUCUGUAGGGUACAAUCAGUUGCAAGCCUCACGUAGGGAUUGGGACUUCCUCACAUCCAUAACCAACUGUAGCAAGUUGGAAUUAUUAGACCUUGAACAAAACAACUUUGUAGGUAUUGUGCCGAUUACCAUCGCCAACCUAUCUAAAGAGCUCUCAUGGCUUUCCCUUGCUAGAAACCAAAUAGCUGGAACUAUACCGGCAGGGUUAGGGAUGUUUCAAAGACUUACGAAGUUAAACCUGGAGGAUAACCUCUUCACAGGUCCCUUACCGGUGGAUAUUGGUCGUCUUCCUAGUCUCCAGGAUCUUGACCUGUCCCAUAAUAGAUUUGAAGGACAGAUUCCACAAUCAUUUGGCAAUAUCACAAAAUUGAGCAAGCUUUCUCUAUCCAAUAACUUUCUGGGCGAUACCAUUCCACCAAGCCUUGGUAACCUGAGAACUCUUGUGUCCAUAGAUAUUUCCUGUAACUUCUUGAGCGGUCGAAUCCCACAAGAGAUACUGAGCAUUCCUUCCCUAACCAUACUUCUCAACCUCUCCACAAAUGCUCUGAGUGGCUCCAUCCCAGCACAGAUUGGACACUUGAACAACCUCGUGUCAAUCGACCUCAAUGAAUAAGCUGACUGGUGCAAUCCCAGACGCUGUUGGAAGCUGUGUCCAAUUACGAUUGCUACACUUCCAAGGAAAUCUGCUACAAGGAAAAAUUCCAAACGGUCU